AUGCCUCCUUUUCCCUUCUUCUCCACAGCCAUUAGGAGGAUUUGCCAUAUUCGAAAAGGAAGGAUAUCUUCGUGUUAUUCGAUUCAAACGAAUGGAUAUAAAACCACCCCACUCCUUCACCACCGAAACUCUCAAAUUCUCGAUCUGGAUGCUCCGAAACUCGUCAAAAACGCGGAUAAUUCGAAAAACGAACAAAAAUCGAAAAAAUCGAAACGAAUCGAGUGGAGCGGCGGCGCGAUUCUCAUGUUGGGACUGCCGGCGUUCGCGUUUUCACUCGGAAUUUGGCAAUGUUAUCGAUUGAAAUGGAAACUCGAUUUAAUCGAUCAUUUACACUCGAGAUUGAGUCAGGCGGCGGUGGAUUUGCCACAAGAUUUGAGUUGUGACUCCCUAGAACCACUGGAGUACUGUCGUGUCACCGUAACCGGUGAAUUCCUGCACAAUCGUGAAUUCAUCAUCAGUCCACGCGGGCGUUUCGAUCCGGCGAAAAAACAGAGUGCGGCGGCGGGUUCGAUGCUCUCAGAGAACGAGAUGAGCAGUCACGGUGGACAUUUGAUUACACCGUUCCGGUUGAAGGGUAGUGGAAAAGUGAUUCUAAUCAAUCGUGGCUGGCUUCCCUCGUUCUACUUCGAUCCGUCAACCCAUCAAAAAACGAAUCCAAUCGGAGUGGUGACAUUCGAUGGAAUCGUCCGAAAAACCGAAAAACGACCACAAUUCGUCGGACAGAAUAUUCCGGAACAAGGCGUCUGGUAUUAUAGAGAUUUGGAACAAAUGGCGAAGCAUCAUGACACUGAACCCGUUUGGUUGGAUGCGGCUUAUGGUAUGACAAAACUAGUAUCACCAUCGUUUUCAGCUCGUCGAGAGCUUUCAGAAAAGUAUAAUCAUGCCCCGAUUCGGUGA
Messenger RNA from Caenorhabditis remanei, 897 nucleotides. RefSeq lists its product as uncharacterized. The transcript is spliced from 4 exons. Gene Ontology annotation, biological process: mitochondrial respiratory chain complex IV assembly. Bases 1 to 897 code for a protein of 298 amino acids. The record is from RefSeq and is a predicted model, not a curated record. Gene Ontology annotation, cellular component: mitochondrion; membrane. Lineage: Eukaryota; Metazoa; Nematoda; Chromadorea; Rhabditida; Rhabditidae.